CUGACAGCUUGGAUUUUCGGUGUGCAUGGCUGAUCGGCUGCGGUGUUGCAAAAAUCGCAACAGAAAUGUGACGCUUGACGGGAAUUUGCGAAUGGGAACGUGCAUUGUCCAUGACAGCGUCUGCAUGUUUGUCGGACGAAGCGGCUGACCUACAGUAUGGCCGAAGCUGAAAGCACUGACUAUCGUGAACUUAUACAGAAGGCUGACGAGUUGUAUAAAACUAGAGAGCGGCAGAUCUACGAGCUUCUCGUUGCCCAUCGCGACAGUUCAAACCCUGAUAUUCUAUGGAGACUUGAACGAUCAGCAAGAAAAGUUGCGCGGCUUGCAGACACAAGCAAAGAGGAAAAGGAGAAACUGACUUAUGAGCAAUUAGAUAUUUCCAGAAAAGCCGUCGAUCUUGGACCGAGCAAUCAUUCGUGUCAUCAGUGGUGUGGAAUUUCAUUGAAUGAUGUUGGUGACUACGAAGGAAAGAAGACUAAGAUCAAUGAUGCAUAUCGCAUCAGAGAUUAUUUCGCGAAAGCAGUUGAGCUAAAGCCUGAAAGUCCCCGGCCGCACUAUCUUCUCGGAAAGUGGUGCUUUGAAGUGACAGCUAUGCCGUGGGUAGUGCGCAAGGCCGCUAGAGUCUUGUUCGCCACGCCUCCGACAUCAACUUUUGAAGAGGCUCUUAACUGCUUUGAUCGGGCUGAAAAAAAUGCUCCUGAUUUCAGUUGCGAAAAUCACCCGAUGCUCGGUAAAACACAUCUCAAACUGGGACACAAAGAAGAGGCUAAAGAAUGGCUUACAAAAGUUCUGAAAAGCGAUUCGAAUCAGCCGUUCUAG
This is a messenger RNA of Corticium candelabrum, 819 nucleotides long. RefSeq names its product regulator of microtubule dynamics protein 1-like. The transcript is spliced from 7 exons. Bases 157 to 819 code for a protein of 220 amino acids. The record is from RefSeq and is a predicted model, not a curated record. Gene Ontology annotation, molecular function: microtubule binding. Gene Ontology annotation, cellular component: spindle microtubule; cytoplasm; mitotic spindle pole. NCBI's taxonomy places the organism in Eukaryota, Metazoa, Porifera, Homoscleromorpha, Homosclerophorida, Plakinidae.